AUGCCGUCAUCGUGCAAAGAUAUAAGACAGGAGCUUAUCGACUGCCUACUUAAGUCAAAGUGUGUUCUUGAACAGCGUAACACAGUCAAAGAGUGUCUAAAGGCAGAGCAUGCCAACGACGUACCGCUCGAGUGUCAUAGUAUCCGUAAGAGUCUAUUCGAAUGUCGUAGAGGAUUGUUGGAUCCUCGAUUGCGAUUCAGAGCGAACAAAAAUAAAGAAGAAAUGGCUGUCAGUAUAGCAAACUAUCAAUCAGACAAAAAUAUAUCUACUAUAGAAUACGAUAACGAGAACAUCUCGCUGGUCAACUUUCUUCCUCAACAAAGCAUUCAACACCGACCCAUCUAUGACGCAGUCGUUCAGCAAGCAGGUGUGAACAUGCAGCAGAACAGACGUCCUAAGAUACCUCCAGUACCAGUGCCAGCAUUGGUACACCAAAAGAAGGACACGCCUCCAACGACAAUACAACAACCUGUGCAGGCGCAGAUGGAUACAAAAGUUACAAAUGAGAUAGAACUUGUACAGACUAAACAAGACUUGUUUGACGAGGUGGAAGAGAAUGAUUCUCAGUGCGUUCCAGAAUCCUCGUCUGUUGAGAGCGACCCGAAACAAAAGACACAGCGUUUCCGUCAAUCAGCAGUCAUGGGAUCUAGCACUGAUUUACGAAAACAAAUAUAUAAAGACAAAGACCAAUCGUUUACCCAUAAGCUGCGUCGAGUCUUUAGUCUGACAAAUCUCAAGAAAGAUGAGAAUUCGCAUUCUGAUAAUUUCUCAACACCACUAUCUAAUGAUUCGUCGUCUUCAUCACCACAAUCGAAUUUGAAAUUCUCUUCUCUUCGCAGUAAGAAGGCUCGUCCGCAGACUGAAAUUUUCCACAAGAAACCCUCAUUUUCCUCUGUUGUCGUUACGGCCCCCGCGGCUCCCAUAACCCCCCUCGCUUUCAAUCCUACACAAGUACCAAACACUACUUCACCAUUUGCUCAGGCAUAUGAAAAUCCCGUCGCCCGAAAUAUCAAAACUGAUUCGUCGCGUCGAAAAUCGUUUAUCGAUUUUCCAUCGAUUUUCACCAAAGAUAAAAAAAGCAAGGAUGGACAAAUUCCACCAAGAUCAUCAUCGAUGCCAUCAGGAGUUGAAUAUAAUUACCAAAAAUCAAUCCAAUCCCAGUCCCCAAUUAGUUCCACACCGUUGCAAGUUCAACAGCAGCAACAGCGACUGCAACAACAGCAGUUACAACAACGGUUGCAACAACAGCAGCUACUGCUUGCACAGCAACAGAUGCAACAGCAACGGAUGCAGCAGAUGCAGCAGCAACAGCAGCAAUAUAAUGCGUAUCGCACAGCCUCACCUACAGUCCAAUCAUCUGGGACAGAGUUUGGAUCUACGGCUUCCUCUUCAGAUUCGGUUUCGGAUGAAGAUGAACUUAGCGAUGUGCCACUAAGGCCGUUCUCGAAUCUGCCGUUCCAGCAACAACAGCAGCCGACAUCCAAUGCCUUUGGAAGACGGUUAUCUUCUUUCCUUCCAUCUAUGGCAAGAAACGAUAGCUUCUCCAAUAAUAACAAAAUGCCGUACUCGAACCGGUUCUCUCAGGCUUCAAGAUCCGUCCCUUCAUUUGGUGCUGUACGGGAUACAGAAGUCAAUCGAUCUUCUGGGACCCCGACUCUGAAAAAGUUGCAGUUUUCAUCAACCAUUUUCGUACAUGAGACUUGGACUCGGGAGGAUUAUGAUAGAAGAGGAGAUCAAACAACCUGUAACAAGUUGACUCCAGAGUUGGCGCAGAAGAUUAAGCGAGAACUGAAUGAAUACAAGAUGGCCGAAAUGGAAGUGCACGAGGAUAGUAGGCAGAAUACUCAUUUCUUUGCGUAA
Molecule: messenger RNA, 1860 nt
Organism: Paraglomus occultum
Lineage: Eukaryota; Fungi; Glomeromycota; Glomeromycetes; Paraglomerales; Paraglomeraceae
Source: the annotation of a GenBank genome assembly